This is a messenger RNA of Chaetomium strumarium, 699 nucleotides long. Its product is annotated as thioredoxin-like protein. Lineage: Eukaryota; Fungi; Ascomycota; Sordariomycetes; Sordariales; Chaetomiaceae. The annotation marks the transcript as partial. The transcript has 3 exons. The record is from RefSeq and is a predicted model, not a curated record. Gene Ontology annotation, cellular component: cytoplasm.
AUGAGUUCUCAGGACGCCAAGCUCAUCCUCUACACCAACCAUGGGUGCCCAUGGGCGCACCGCGCGCAUAUCACGCUAGAAGAGCUCAAGAUCCCGUUCGAGGAGGUUAUCAUCGAUCUGGCCACGCCGCGCACUCCCGAGUACCUGAAGAUCAACCCGCGGGGGCUGGUUCCGGCGCUCUCGUACAAUGGCGAGAUCAUCAUCGAGUCGGCAAUUGUUGUGCAGUUCCUGACCGACACCUACCCGUCUCACCUGGUCCCUGCCUCCAACGAGCCCGGUGGCGCUCUUCGCCGGGCGCGCAUUGCCGAGUUUGUGGACGCGUACGUCUCCAAGGUCAACGGCGCGGUGUUCGGGUUGUACAGCGCGAAGACCGAUGAGGAGCUCGGCCCAUUGGUCGAAAAGGUUGUCACGGGCGUUGUCACGGAAGUUGAGCCUAGGCUCGCUGAUGCAAACCCGUUCUUCGGUGGCAGCGACAAGCUCACCUUGGCCGAGGUCCUGACGGGCUCACUUGUCCUGCGUCUGAAGAGCUUAACCAAGGCCGACGUGUUACCCAAGCGUCUUUGGACAGCGAUCGAGGAGAAGGCGCCUAACUUUACCAAGUGGGCGGAGGCCGUCACUGCUCAUCCCAGCGUCACAUCAAUCUAUGACGAGAAGAAAAACACUGAAAAUGCGAGAGCGAGAAUCGCGAAACUGAGGGCG